AUCUCCACCAACAGCGCGCGCUUGCGACAAGGCGAGGUGAGAGCCAGACGAGCCGCAUGGAAUGGGUCGAGGCAGGCGGCAAGAUACAGAGGCCGCAUCGAUAGCUCCGUCGCGUCCGUCCGACGACUCCUCUUCGAACCAAGAGCUGGAGGUCAAUCAGCCACCGCCAAAUUGGCCUGCGGAGAUCGAGUACCUGUCGUCGAGCUGCCUCCCCUCGUCGCAGCUGCCCCACGCAAUCGCGCUCACGCUCUGCACGGCGCCUUCGACGAGCUCUCCCUUCCACCCCGUCCAGCUUCGGAAGCGCAAUCUGGUGGCCAUCGUCCCCAUCACGCCCAAGACGCCCUUCGUCCCAGCUUAUGGCUCGUCCCUGGACCACCACCCCGCACAGGGCCAAUGCGGCCUGUUUGCCAGAUGCGACCUCGAGCCUAAUACUCUCAUAGUGCCCUACCUUGGCCGCGCGCACCUCUCGGUUCCGCCCGAUCAGGACGACGAGAGCCAGUACGACGCUUCGAUCUCUGUCUCCGCACCGGCGUCUGCGCAAGAGGGCGAGAAUGACGGCGAGGUCGCACGGUGUGGCAUCGAUGCGACGCACUGCGGCAACGAGGCGAGAUUCGUCAACGACUACCGGGGCAUCUUGAAGCGGCCCAAUGUCUUUUUCAAAGAGGUCGAGCGGCCCUUUCCUAGAGAGAAGAAGGCCGAGCUCAGUGCACAUACUUCGGGAGAGGAAGGGCAGCAGCAGCCACUGCCACGGAAAAUCAGGGGCCUGGCCAUCUUUACUGGCGCUCAUCCCAUCAAGGCCGGCACGGAGCUCUGCGUCAGCUAUGGCAAGGGCUGGUGGGCUGCUCGUAGCGAAGAGCAGGGCGGCUCCGCUGAGCAGGACGAGGAAUAAUCUCGAGACGCCGGCGAUCAUUUUGUACAGUAAUCGCAAUGUAAAACAUGCAUCAUAGGCC
Acaromyces ingoldii is the source of this 950-nucleotide messenger RNA. RefSeq lists its product as hypothetical. Gene Ontology annotation, molecular function: protein binding. Lineage: Eukaryota; Fungi; Basidiomycota; Exobasidiomycetes; Exobasidiales; Cryptobasidiaceae. The record is from RefSeq and is a predicted model, not a curated record. Bases 62 to 889 code for a protein of 275 amino acids. The transcript has a single exon.